CGCGACUGUCUUGCCAGUGUCACUUUCCAAUAAGUAUGGCGGCCUCAAGUGUGUUCAGGUCGGGUUUGUUUAAUAACAAAGUAGCGAUUGUAACGGGUGGCGGGACCGGUAUUGGUAAAGCAAUCUCCGCAGAGCUGCUUGAACUCGGGUGCAAUGUGGUUAUCUCCAGUAGAAAGGUAGAGAGGCUUGAAGCUGCUGCUGAGGAGCUGAAGCAGAAAAUCCCUGCAUCCAGCCUGGCAUCUGUCGUACCUAUAGCCUGCAACAUCCGCCAAGAGGAUGAGGUGAAGGCCCUGGUUUCAUCUGUACUCAAGAAAUAUGGUCAAAUAGACUUUUUGGUGAAUAACGGUGGAGGCCAGUUCAGCAGCCCAGUAGAAUCAAUGUCGUCCAAAGGUUGGAAAGCUGUCAUAGACACCAACCUGACUGGAACGUUCCACUGUUGCAAGGAAGUUUAUUCUGCAUGGAUGAAAGACCACGGAGGGGUGAUUGUCAACAUCAUUGCCGAUAUGUGGAAGGGAUUCCCAGGAAUGGCCCAUACAGGUGCAGCCAGGGCAGCUGUAGAUAACCUAACCAAGAGUCUAGCCAUUGAGUGGGCUAGCUCGGGAGUUAGGAUCAAUGCCAUUGCACCAGGUACCAUCAUCUCUAAGACAGCAAUGGAGAACUAUAAAGAAUUUGGACCAACUUUGUUUAAGAUGUCUGUCCCAUUCAGCCCUGCUAAAAGACUAGGGGUCCCAGAGGAGAUCUCCCCCGCAGUGUGUUUCUUGCUCUCUCCAGCUGCCUCCUACAUCUCAGGAGCCACUCUACGGGUGGACGCGGGACAAAGUCUGUACCACUCCAUGUGGGACAUACCAGAUCACAGUGCAUGGCCUGAAGCUCCAGAGGGAGAAAACCUGGACACACUGAAAGAACUCCUCAACCCCAAAUCCAAACUCUGACCCUUGGCAUCAGAGAACAGAGGGAGAGUGAAUCAGAUCCUCACCUCACAUUAUUGCCAAGUCCCGUAGCAGGUAACAGGGGAUUGCCUUAAUCAGUUACAAGCAAUCGUGAUUUUUUGCCAUCAUCUGCUGUUGAUGGGAUGAAAAAUUGGACACCCAUCUGCCUUUUCUGUCUCAUGUACAUAACUGUAGAUAAUUCAAAUAUUAACAAUGAAAGUCUGACAUAAUUUCUAUGAUUAUUGGAAGAUGCUGUAAAAUGUUUCCAUAAUAAUGUACAAUACAGAGAUAAUGUUUCUAAAAACCAACCAUGUAUCUAAAUAACAAUAUCAGCAUGUAAUAGCGGAUGAAAGGAAUUCUGUUGUCUUGACUCAACUUUGUCAUAAAAAAAAAUAUCUUAAUAAAUCAAC
Molecule: messenger RNA, 1339 nt
Organism: Osmerus eperlanus (European smelt)
Lineage: Eukaryota; Metazoa; Chordata; Actinopteri; Osmeriformes; Osmeridae
Gene: pecr
Product: peroxisomal trans-2-enoyl-CoA reductase
Exons: 8
Coding region: 36-932 (298 amino acids)
Biological process (GO): phytol metabolic process
Cellular component (GO): peroxisome
Molecular function (GO): trans-2-enoyl-CoA reductase (NADPH) activity
Source: RefSeq, a predicted model, not a curated record